This is a messenger RNA of Haplochromis burtoni (Burton's mouthbrooder), 20082 nucleotides long. It is a transcript of the gene mast2, whose product is annotated as microtubule associated serine/threonine kinase 2. NCBI's taxonomy places the organism in Eukaryota, Metazoa, Chordata, Actinopteri, Cichliformes, Cichlidae. The transcript has 30 exons. Gene Ontology annotation, cellular component: microtubule cytoskeleton. Gene Ontology annotation, biological process: peptidyl-serine phosphorylation; intracellular signal transduction. The record is from RefSeq and is a predicted model, not a curated record. The coding region runs from base 10339 to 15999 and encodes 1886 amino acids. Gene Ontology annotation, molecular function: ATP binding; magnesium ion binding; protein binding.
UAAAUCAUGCUUUUUAUUUGUUUUUGUUUUUUAAUGUCUCUGUAAAGCACUUUGAAUCACCUUGUUGUUGAAUUGUGCUAUACAAAUAAACUUGCCAUGCCAUUGACCAGUUAUGUUAUUGAUUAGUGUCACCGCUCAAAGGGGAUUUAGUGUAUCAGCAGUGCUGCGUGGUUUGACUGGUCUGUCUAGCAGCUUCAGGUUUAUUGAGAUCCAAUCACAAAAUAGUUAAAAAUAAGAAAAGAUUCAUGUUUAAAACCAAGCUAAGCAUGAGCCAAAGUGUCAUUUGGUCCUUUUUAAUAUAUGUAGACUGUUCUCACUUCCUUUCCAUCACAUGUAACUGCACCACACAAAUCCUCUUUAGAGAGAUUUCAGAAACACUUAUCAUGUCUCACCAUGAGCUAUAAUGCUUUCUGAGUCACUCAUGCAGCCGGAAUCUAAAAGUGUCUGAAUACACAAGUAGGCAUUUAAAUGCCAUUUGGAGGGGAAUUGCAAGGUUACAUCUUCAUCUCAUAGAGCUCUAAGUUUCAUACAAUAAGGGGGGCUGGAAGAGAGGAUGAAAUAAUGUCAGAGGUGUGGAUUUCCCCAUCUAACUUUUAUUAAAAAUAGACUUUAAAGUGACUAAAGUUUGUUUUACUUCACAAUGGCUGAAUCACAUGAAAGAGCUUGGAAGUCAGAGGAAAGAAAAGGUUUUCAGAAUUGAAGUUCACAGUGAUAAUAAUAUGUGAAGUUAAAUGAGACAACAUUAAAUGACAUAUUGUUUUGUUUUUGCUCCAUGACUCUGGUCUGUUUUUUUUGUUUUGUUUUUUUUUGCGUUGUUUAUAUGAAAUAAAAAUAAUGUAAAUAUAUUUUCAAUCUAGCUCAUACUGGAAAAUUCCACUUAACAUCGACUACUCCUUUACCCAUCACUUUCUAGCGUAACGUCCAAGGACAUCCUGCUUGACUCCUUCAGGACAUAGUAACCAUUUCUGACAGAAGCAUGAGGCAGACUAGAGCUGGUAUACAUGGAGGAGACAGAAGGAUGGAAACGAAACACUUCAUUUUGCAUGAUGAAACUCUUUUAGGCUGAGUGCCAGUACCUCAGCUCUGUGCUGUUACAGAUAAAUUAAGAGUUGUAUUUCUUAAUGAAAAGAAGAGACUGGGAAUCAUUCUUGUACGAUUCCCAGUCUUGUAAGGCUUCAGGCUUCAUUUAAGUACACAUUCAGUAGCUUUUAACAUAGUUUUUAUCAGCAGUAAUGUUACUUAGUUGAGGUCUGGGUUCAACUGGAGCAGCCAAGCAUCUCGAUUCUUUUCUUCUUAUAGCCGUUCUAUAUAAAUUCUCUGGUGUGCUCGGGAUGUUGCAUUACACAAUUUUUAACCAAGCUUUAGCUGUUGGACAGAUGGUCACACAUUUCACUCGAGAAUACUUUGGACUACAGAGGAGUUCAGUGACUGAACCAUUUAACCUUCGAACUCAGGCCUGCAGUUUGCAGUUUUUCUGAGCAUUGCACAGUCUGACCUUGGGGUGAAUUCACUGGAGCUGGGCACUUUGUUAACACACUGCUGAAUGUUCCAGACCAGAACUACGCCUGAAAAACUGAAGAAGCUUCUCUGAUGAGAGGUGAAACGUCUUCAAGAAACUCAAAAAGUCCAGUCGCUUUUCUGUCCAAGCUCUUGAGAUUACAAUGGCGUGGAUGGCUGAGCCCUUCACAGACAUAUUCUAUGGAAGUAGUUUCUCAAAGGGUAUACUUUCAAAGUAUAACACAGAGUCCUGUGAAAACAAAACUAGUUUAUUUGCACUUGGGUGAGAACAGAAGGUCCUAAAAACGCCAGAGGUGGUAAAAUCUAUUCUUGGGAGCUAUGUCCUCUUUCAGAAUGACAUGAGAGGGAAACACAUUCCAGGCAGUUCAGCAGUGCUGUGCGUUAGAUAACUGAGUGUCGGCUAGCAUGCCUUUUGGGCUUCAGACAUUGAUUACGGUAUAUGACGAAUAAUCUGCAUAACAGUUGGGGCUACAGGUCACAUUUUUGGGUCCGAAAAUGUCAGAAAAUCAAUCAUCAGAUUUAGUCUGCUGGCAGUUUGUGUGUUAUUUUCCUGUUCACCUCCUUCUCUUUGUCCUGAAUGUGCGUACUUAGGUGUUUUAAAUCAGUCUUAUAACAAUAAAGGCGAUUUGCACAAUGAGAGAGUAAACUUUUAAGCCUUGUCAGCAAUUCUAAUCAGUCAGAUUGAUGUGGUCUGCUCUUGUAUAGAUUUUCAUUAUAAUAGAAAGCCUUGCAGUGCUUGCCAACAGUGGUAUGUUAGGUGUAGUCUAGUCAUUUACCCCUCACGGUCAUCUGGUUUCCCCUCUCACUCUGUCUGCUAAUAGCAGACUUUAUUCAUUUGCCUGGAACUUUUAUGUCAUUGACAAGCUAAAAUGUUUAAAAGAAGUCCGAAAAUAAAAACCAGAAACCUCAACUGAGUCUGUGCUUCAGUAACUAGAGGAUACAGACGAUUAAUUCUCCUUUCACAUCGGAAAACAUUUACAAGACUACAAUAAUAAUAAUGCUUUGGUUACAGCGUGAACAUAAUAAGUAGCAAAGGUUCAAUAAGGAGUUAAAGCAUCACCUUAAAGGCACUCAAAAUUGUUGAGUGGCAUCGUGAUCUGUACUGAGAUUAGGAGGCAGGGGGAAAAAAGCCUGGAGAGGUGGAAGUAUGCACAGGAGAGAAGAGGAAGCAAUGUGUGUAAAUGUGAGGGAGAUGGGUGGAACAAUGAAGCUCCAAGGAAUAGAUGUAAUAAAGUUAGAUGAGUUUAAAUGUCUGGGGUAAGCCAUCCAAAGCAAUGGACACUGCGCAAGAGAGGUGAAGACGAGUCCAGGCAGGGUGAGUGGGUGCAGACGAAUGUCAGGGCUGAUUUGUGAUUUAAGGAUAGAAGCGAGACCGAAAGGGAAGGUUUAGGACGUCUUAGAAAUGAGCAGAUCAGAGGGACAGCUCAGGUUGAGCAGUUUGGAGAAAAAGAAAAAGCAGUAAUGCUGAGAUGGUUUGGACAUGGUCAGUGGAGCAAAGUGAAUAUAUCGGACAAAGGGUGUUGGAUAUGGAGCUGCCUGGCAGGAGGAGGUAGGUAAAGAUAACAUGCAGUAUCAUUGGUUUUGUAUUUUAUCAGAAAUGACGUAGGCUUCAGUGUAGCAUUAUGCUGGAUGCUUCCUGCACUUCAAUUACAUUAACAAAUACAUUCAAACAAUGUCCUGUUCUGUUUGGGAUGAGGUAAUUCAGUUUUGACAGUAUCUUCCAUCUCUGAUGACGGAGAGGAAAUUGAAUUGUGUUUCCAUCUCAGCUCCCCCUCCCUGCCUGCCUCCUCUGAUCUGUUUUUCUUCUACAUCUCUCCUUUUUGCUGUGAGGUUGGAAACUCUUCCUGGAAUGAAAUCCCUGUGUUAGUAUUGAAUUCUUUCUGUUUACUUGUGGCUUUUCUUUAUCUUCCGAUUAGAGCUACUGCACAGACUAAAAAUGUCAUCAACAGAUUGAUUAAAAUAUUCCAGUGUAAAAGUAUGUGCAAAGAAUAAUUUAGCUUGUGUGUUGUUUUGUGUUACCUGCAAUCUUGUAAUCCUCCCUCAUAUGUCACCCUGCCUCAUGUAUCAUCCUCUCUUUCUGUCUCUCUGUUAUGAACUGUUACAUGAAUUCGGGGUCAUGCCAGACUCAAGUCUGCCUCAAACAGUAAAGCAACCCAGGACUUUAGUCCAGUACGACUCAGUAAAGCAUCUUUCCUACUUUAACUGGAUGUAAAUGUAGGUUCCAUUAAAGGGGCAUGCUUUCAAUCUGCCAGACGUCUGAAUGUCAGUCCUGGUGCUCUUCUAGUUGUACCUAUUGCAAGAAAUGAUUGUGUGUUGUCUUGUUUUCGGACGAGCAGUAUUAUUGUGCAGAAUAUGGCUCGAGCCCUACAACUUUCAACAGUACUUCUCUGCAGCCUUUUUUUUUUAAUAUAUACAAACUCAAGAUGGCAAAUAUCCACCGACCGGUGUGUGCUGAAGGGUUUGGGAAAGAUAAACAAGCAGGAUUUCAUGUGCUUUGAUAAAAUCUAUUAAGAGAGAAGAGUUGUCCAUUAAUGUGACUGCUUGCAUUCUGAAGUGGUACUGAGGGGAAAAGGGUAAAUAUAAGUUAUGUUUUAUGGGCAACAAAAGUGAUGUCCCAUCUGCUGGCACGAGGCACCCUUUGGUAGGAUUGUCUGAGCGGUGACACCUGUCAUUCAGGCGAAUACAGCAAUGAGUAUUAGCGCCCUCGGGACUGGUAGAAAUAGUACAGAGAUGUGGCGACAUGACUGUUUGCGUGCGAAGUGACCAUUGUGUCACAGAUAAAUGGGUCCUUAGUGAAACUGCCGUAUAGCACCAAACCACAACAACAGCAGCCUCAGGGCAUAUUGUAAAGUAAAGGCUCUGCAUUGAAAAAGGAACAGGAUGGAACAGCAUGUCUGUCUUUAGGAACUUAUCAUCACUGUGAAACAGGGUGCAGUGUUUGUUGCUGUUUGUUGUGGCUUGACUGAACAGACAUUAAACACACACAGCAUUGCGCAUUGAGCCAGAGCUGCUGCAGUCGCCAGCAGUCUUUUGAACUGAGUUUGAACUUACACACAUGCACACACCUACUUCCAUACAUAUAGAUGCACGGCGAUAUCUUACGUCAGUGUAACCUUUUGACCUACUAUAGCUGCACAAUACGCCAAAGCACAUUUUGCAUGAUAGAGAUCAAUUCAAAGCAGGAUACAGAGAGAAGAUUUGACUUGGCGAGCCCCUGAUACUACAGUCCUAAUCUGUGUGUCUGUGUGUGUGUGUGCAUUUGGAUUUUUGUAUCAUCAAGAGCUUGUUUCUCACUAUGUCUUUACCCCUGACAGUAGACACAGUCACGUUUAGCUUUAGCCCUUAUCAUGAGGACUGGAGUCUGGCUUCCUCUGCCCUUUAUUGAGAGCCUUGAAAUGACUGUAGAGUGUGACUGACAGAGAACAGAGCCUUCUGGAUCUUAUUUAGGAUUAUUAAAUAUUGUUUCCCUUGGGAUUAGUGGUUGAAUGUAAACAUUCAUAUUGGAAUCCUUUUAAAACAUCUUUAGUUCUCUUGUUGCAUUUACUGUAGCAUAGAGAAAAUGACAAAUAACAAAAAAUAAACAUUCAGUUUAGAUAAUCUAAAAAAGAGCCAAGAUAAAAUUAAAAUCCGUUUCAGAUUCCUUAUUGUCAGUGCACAGUUAUCCAGUGAUUAAUAAUCCAAACCCGAAACUGUUAAUUGCACAAGUGACUCAAAAGCUGUAGCAUUACACACAGAUGGUCCUUGAGCCACGCUGGAUCCACGCACAGCUACUCUGUGUUUCCCAGACGGCUUCAUUUCUGUAGUUCCUAAUUAUGUUAUCUACCACUUUCUAGUCAUACAUUUCAUUUAAUCCACUUUACAAAAGUUGAGACUUGAAGGGAAGACAGGCCACAUUAGUCUUUGUCUUAAUUUGUACUCUGUACCUCUACCCUAGUUCUCUCUAUCCUCUCUUUCAUCUGCCCUUUCUCCCUCUCACAGUGUAAAGCCUUUUCAGGCUUACUCAGCAUUUUCUUAUCAAUGCCCCGAUGGGGACAAAGCUUUAUGCAACGGCUGUGUGUCCACAUCUUUCUUGCUCUUAUUUCCCUCUCUUCGUUCGCUUUUUCUCUUUAGCUUUCAUCUGCUUUCAGCAUCAUCACAUUGUUCUAUAUAAACCAUCUGCAAAAAUCAAGAAUAAGUCGACCAGUCACUCAGACUUCAGGAAACCCAAAAAUGAUGUCACCAUCUCUCACAGCAAAACAAAGAAACCAUGGUCAUUACAGACGAGAAUAAGCACAGAAAGAAAAGCGGACUGUUCAGCCGGAUUUCUCUUACCUGGACCAAAUGAACCACAUCUCCAUACGUAGAGCUAUUAAGCCGCUGCAGCUGUGAACAGCUUUGUGUAUGAUAAAGAAGUGGUGCGUUGAAAGGCAAAGCUGGAUUGAAAAGUGAUUUCAGAGCUUUGUGGUUAUGUAAGAUCGCAGCUCUUUCAAGUGUGUGCAUUUUAGUUGGUCUCUAUUAUUGUGGAAAUUGCACCCUCUGCCUCCUGUCACUGAUGGAGUUGAAUAACACUGUGUUCACAUUCUUCAUCCUGUGCCAAACACCUUCAUGUUUAAUUUAUUCAGACUGAGCUUUCUCCUGCUGUCCUGUCUGACACACACAUCCAAAUACACCGUCAGCACAAUGCUCAGACAGAGCAGCACGCAACCCGUCUGCAUAAUGCAGACACACACACACACACACACAGAGCUGUCAUCCUACUACUCAUUUCAUAGUUUUCAUUUUCGGGCGGGGCUGUUGCAUAGUGCUGUUUGCUACCUUUCUUUACAGCUCUCUGUUAAUGCUUUUAUUUUUUCUAUUAAUCUUCCAAUUGCUUGUUUCUUUAGGACUGUCCAUUAUCGCACUGGACAAAUGUAGUAUUGUGUUUAUAUAAUUGUUGUGACUGAUUUCCUGGCAUUAACUUUAUUUCCCCUGAAACUCAUUUACUCCGAUUGUUUUAUUUCAGCGUGUCUGUAUACACAUGCAUGACUCUGAGAUAUCCGUCAGGCUGCUGUCCAGACAGCCAGCCAGCUGGCUGCGGGACAGUUUGACUAACAGUAGACCAACCCAUCAAGCUGAUGAAUGAAGUAACACAAACAGGAGCUCUUUAUCUCAGCUCCUUUAUUAUACAAAGAAGAUGACCAUCGUGUCUGGCACAACAGCCUGUAUUCCAAACCCUCAACGUCAGAGUGAGAGUCGAUACCAAUUUAACACGAAAUAUCAGGUAUCAAUAACAUGAUUUCAUAUUGUCUAUUGAUUGAGCCACAUUGCAAUGGCCCAUUAACUUCACGACAACACAAAUGUUGUUAAAUCUUGUGUAUUUGGUAGACAGAUUUCUUUACAGUCAGCUGUGGCCCAGAGCUAUUAGUCAGAACCUUCUGUUCAAAAAUCUCUGAGGUGAUACUGAAAACAGGUUCUUUAAAACAAUCUUCCUAAACAGUGAACUAAAUUUAUAAUUACGCAACUUCUAACUAAUUUUCUGCACAGCCACACUGCAUAGGUCACUGUUACACACUGGAUUAUGUUAGAAAUAUGGGUUCAAGGCAGAUUUCCCAGUUUUCCAGUAUCAAAAUGUAAUACUAAUAAAUGGGUAGGUACAUACUGCUAAGUACUUAGUACUUAUUAUAGCUUUAAUAAUUCUAAUUUGUGUCCUGAAGUAUGAUGUUGAAAGACACGUUGAUCAUGUCAUCGUCAUCAUCAUGAUGAGUCUGGCAUCUGGUUGGAAGGUGAAAUACGAUGUUCAUGUUGUAGCUGAUUUACAAAAUGUUCCUGUGAGUUUGUGGGUGCUGGACGCAAUGUUACGCUAAAUCCGAGUAUUAUAGGGAUAAUGUAGUAGAAACAGGAUAAUAAUAGGCAUGUGUAUCAUGCCUUUAUUGCCCUUGACCUCUAACCUCACACUGGGUGUGAGUGUAGGUGCCCACAUGCUAGACUACUUUCAUUUCAGUGUCUCUGUAUGCGUUUUAAUUUUAGCCAAGCUGCAUUCCGUCCACUACACAAGCAGUCAGUUGGUGGGCUACUGUCCACCAGUCUUGUGGCUAAGUGAACAUUCCUCUGUGUGGCCCCUUUGGCCUUUGCACUCACUAACACUGGGGCUUUGACCAGAGGAUGGGGGCCCAGACAGGGCUGCUGGAGCUCAGUUUGAUACGGAUUACUCAGGGUCUGAUCUCCCUCUACACACAUAGCAGUGGCUGAACAGACGAAUCUGUCCAUGGUCAGUGUUGUGUUUGUGCUGUAUACAGUAUAUAUAUAUAUGCAUGCACCAGCAGACAUAUACUCUCUCUCUUCUGCUUGUUUUUUUUUUUUUUUGCUUGGUUAUUCAAACCAUCCAUUCAUUCUCAUUACCAUUCUCUCAUGUCUUUGUGAGUCAUCAGUACAUGGCUCUCUGUGGCGUGUAGGAGGACUCCAGACGCUCUGCCUUCCUACAGUUCAAUCUAUCCUUCCAUCACUUUUUUGUCCCCAUUCCUGUUUUUGUUUUUUUCGCUUCUUUGCUACUUUGCAUCUCUCUUGUUUGUGGAGGAGGAUCACCAGUUAAAAAUAGUGUUCUGGUGUCACUUACCAAAACCUGCCAAAACAAGAUAUAUCCAGAAAAGGUAAACAUUUUCAGAUCUUUACAAGUGACAGUUAUUGUGAUCAAUUUUUGAUCCAGCUGAUUGGCUGAACCUUUAUUUUCUUUCUCUGAAAAGAAAUUGAAAGUUUCCUUGGCUGUGUGUUUACAUCCACCCUCUUUUCAUCUUCAUCUUAAAAGACAAGGUAAAAUACGUUUUUAACUCUUUUUACGUAAUAUUAAAGGGAAAAAUGAGACACUUUGAAGCUUUAUAAAGGCUCACUUACAUGCUUUUGGUCAUACCUCCAAGUUCUUGUAAGAUCAGGAAAGCGGUGGCUGUAAUACCAGCAUCUUUAAUGCCUAUGGCUUUAAGCACAGGUGAACACAGGUGUAUGUUUGCGUGUCCACAUACUUUUACAUACAAACCAUCAGGGAUAAUAUAUAUUUUUUAAAAUUAAAAAGAGAGUUGUGUGAAAAAGUGAUCAUCCAAAACCUCUGAUCAGUGCAUUCAUGAUUAAUUCAUGUGCAUAAAAUAAUGAUGCAUUAAGCACACAUUGCUCUGUGUGUGCGUGUUGCAAGGUGCAAAGGCAGCAUCUUGUUUUGGUUAGAACCAGGCGAGGUUCUAGUGACGGAUACACGGCGCACACGAGUGGAGAGAGAGGCGGAGCACUUGUCCCUGCUCCAUUCAUUGUGAGCAAAGCCUCUGUCUCCUGCUUGUGCCUGAUAGGCCGUCUCUGCAGAGAGAGAGGGAGAGAAAGAGAGAGAGGUUGAGCUUGUGGAAAAAGAACAGAGGGAGGAGCUGGAGCAUGUGAGCAUACUGACACAUCAGAGAGAGCAAAGAAAGGCAACAACAGAGGGGACGCAGAGAUUUGAGGAACAGAAGACAAGAGAAGAGGAAGGAAGGAAUCCUCUUGGAAUCCUCAUCUGUUCUUCUCAGAGACGGAAACGCUCAUCCUUCCUGCCUUGUUCGUCCCCUUGUGUUACUACUCUCAGCUGAUCUGGAUCUCCUCCUCCCCACAGCCUUUUGGAGAAACACUGAAAACUGAAAGAUGCAGGAGAAGGUGCAGGAGAGGACGGCAGAGAUGAAGCGAUGACUAACAUGCAUGAUGGGGUUGUGUGUGUGGCGGAUGCUUGUGUGCGUGUCUGCGAGACCCCUAUGGCUUUAACUGUAUGGAAUCUGGCCCUUUUGGUUGGCAUGGAGAUGGAUGCGAGGUGCCUUCUUGCUUAGUAAAUCACUGCUAGCAAACAAACACUUUUUUUUAGUCUACACUCUGUGUCGUCUGGUGAGUCUAACAGCUUUGUGCGUCUUUCUUUUCUAAUCUCAAGCCAUAAAACUGAUUGAGGAAAAGCAGGCUUUUCUCUAAACUCUGGAUUGAGUGUCACUUAGCAGGUUGAGCACAUAGGGCCUGUCAGUCCUGACUGAUCCCUCCAUAGAAAGAAACUCUGGAAGCCUGCUUGCCUGCUUGUGUUCUUGCAGUGAUUUCGGGACCUUGUUACAGCUCAGCUCUAAUUAAGCCAGAGGCAAGCAAGCUGGUGCCUUCCCAUUUAUGUUUUGCCUCCUUUCAGUCUCUUUUUCCCCUCCCUCUGUCCACCCCCUGAGGCCUCAUCGUCAUCAUUAAUUUCUAUUGCAAGCUGCACAUGAAUAAUGGAAGGAGCAGAGUUUCCUCUGGACUAGUGCCUUAGGGGUGGGAGGCAAACGGAGGAGGACAGAUGAAGAGACUCGAGAGUCAGAAACCAGAAAAAAGGAGCUGAGCGCCUCACUGUACACUCUGGGAAACUGAGGGGUGUGUCCAGUGCUGAAUAAAUGAAUGGAACAUACAGGGAAGAUACGGAGGAUGAGCUUUCACCAUUCUCUACAACAAGUUUGAAUACACACAAAAGAUAAAGAAAUGGAAGAGAUCAACAUUAGACCAGUCUUCUGUGCUUUUAUUUUCCCUCCACAGUUAGUAUAACAGCCUUGGAUUUUGUAUAUAUAUAUCAAUAUAUACACACACAUAUUUUUAUUCACCUUAUUGACUGAAUCCCAUCUAUUUGGCACUGAAACCUGAAACUGAUCACCUCAGUGACGUCUCAGAGAAAAAACAGGACUCUUAAAGCUUCUGAUUGAAAUGGAAAACGAUGACAACCUGAUGAGUAAAGCCUUGACGGACAGUAAAGAGGGGUGGAGGCUCUGAUCUCACUACUUCCAUGUGGACAGACUUCCUAGAAAGUGCCUGAACUUUGUUGCUUUGAAAACAAAAGAUACCUAACCUCGCAUUAUCAUGGAUGACUCAAGUAUUUUGAGACGCAGGGGCCUGCAGAAGGAACUGAGCCUUCCCAGAAGAGGCAGCUUUUGUCGGGCAAGCAACAGGAAGAGCCUGAUUGUCACGUCCAGCACUUCGCCCACCUUGCCACGACCACACUCACCUCUGCAUGGACACACAGGGACCAGCCCACUGGACAGUCCUCGCAACUUCUCUCCCAACACAGCUGCACACUUCUCCUUUGUUCCUGCUCGCAGCCAUGGACACAGGGCUGACAGGACGGAUGGCAGACGCUGGUCUCUCGCUUCAUUGCCUUCCUCUGGAUAUGGCACCAACACUCCCAGUUCCACUGUCUCGUCCUCCUGUUCAUCCCAGGAGAAGCUGCACCAGCUGCCCUUCCAGCCCACACCUGACGAGCUGCACUUCCUUACCAAACACUUCAGCUCUGAGAGCAUCACAGAUGAGGAGGGACGACGCUCCCCCGCCAUGAGACCACGGUCCCGCAGCCUAAGCCCUGGGCGCUCUCCUGUGUCCUUUGACCAUGAGAUUAUGAUGAUGAACCAUGUAUACAAGGAGAGAUUCCCAAAGGCAACAGCUCAAAUGGAGGAGCGUCUGGCCGAGCUGCUUGCCUCCUCGGCCCCAGAGAAGAUUUGCCCAUUGGCCGACGGGGUCUUGAGCUUCAUUCAUCAUCAGCUUAUAGAGUUGUCCAGAGACUGCCUGGAGAAAAGCAGAGAGGACCUCAUCACUUCCCGCUACUUCUACGAACUCCAGGAGAAUCUGGAGAAGCUGCUGCAAGAUGCUCAUGAGCGUUCUGAAAGCAUAGAGGUUACCUUUGUCACACAACUUGUCAAGAAGCUGAUGAUCAUAAUCGCCCGGCCCGCACGUCUGCUCGAGUGUCUGGAGUUUGAUCCUGAGGAGUUCUACCACUUGUUGGAAGCAGCUGAAGGCCAUGCAAAAGAAGGCCAGGGCAUUAAGUCUGACAUUCCCCGAUACAUCAUCAGCCAGCUGGGCCUCACCAGGGACCCUCUGGAGGAAAUGACUCAGCUCAGCAGCUAUGAUAGUGGAAACCCAGAAACCCCAGAGACAGAUGAUUCAGUUGACACUCGAGUAGCCGCUGUCCCAGCAGGAUCACCACAGACUAAAGCCAAAACCCCUCGAGAGGAGGACUUUGAAAAUAUCAAGCUCAUCAGUAAUGGAGCCUAUGGGGCUGUGUUUCUCGUACGUCACAAGGAGACCAGGCAACGAUUUGCUAUGAAGAAGAUCAACAAGCAGAACUUGAUCCUGAGGAACCAGAUCCAGCAGGCCUUUGUAGAGCGAGACAUACUAACAUUUGCUGAGAACCCUUUUGUUGUCUCAAUGUUCUGUUCUUUCGAGACCAGGAGACACUUGUGCAUGGUGAUGGAGUAUGUGGAGGGUGGCGACUGCGCCACACUCCUGAAGAAUAUCGGAGCCUUGCCUGUGGAUAUGGCUCGUAUGUACUUUGCUGAAACUGUCCUCGCCUUAGAAUAUCUUCACAAUUAUGGCAUCGUGCACAGAGACCUCAAGCCUGACAAUCUUCUCAUCACAUCUUUGGGACACAUCAAGCUGACGGACUUUGGCCUCUCUAAAAUCGGUUUGAUGAGUUUGACCACAAAUCUGUAUGAAGGACACAUAGAGAAAGACACCCGAGAGUUUCUGGACAAACAGGUUUGUGGCACUCCAGAGUACAUCGCCCCCGAGGUGAUUCUCCGUCAGGGCUACGGCAAGCCGGUGGACUGGUGGGCAAUGGGAGUCAUCCUGUAUGAGUUCCUGGUGGGCUGCGCUCCCUUUUUCGGAGACACUCCAGAGGAGCUCUUUGGUCAGGUUAUCAGUGAUGAGAUCAUCUGGCCUGAGGGGGAUGAAGCUCUGCCUCAGGAUGCACAGGACCUUAUUUCCAAGCUGCUAAGACAAAAUCCUCUGGAGAGACUGGGCACAGGAAGUGCCUUUGAGGUGAAGCAGCACCAAUUCUUCACAGAUCUGGACUGGAACAGCCUGCUAAGACAGAAAGCCGAGUUCAUCCCCCAACUGGAGUCAGAGGAUGACACCAGUUACUUUGACACUCGUUCUGAUCGCUACCACCACGUGGAUUCAGAGGAGGAGGACGAUACCAAUGAUGAAGAACACGUGGAGAUACGACAAUUCUCCUCCUGUUCACCUCGCUUCAGCAAGGUGUACAGCAGCAUGGAACGUUUGUCUCUGCAUGAGGAAAAGAGGACACCUCCUCCCACCAAACGCAGCCUCAGUGAGGAGGGAGGAGAUCGCAUCGACAGCCUGAGUGGACUCAAGUCCAGAGAUCGAUCUUGGAUGGUGGGAUCUCCGGAGAUCCUGCGGAAGCGUUUGUCAGUCUCUGAGUCUUCCCACACAGAGAGUGAUUCAAGCCCACCCCUGACAGUCAGGAGACGCUGCUGCUCUGCUAUCAUUGAGAUGCCGCGCUUUGCUAUCUCUUCAGAGGAGGAAGGAGGCCAAGGGCAAGGUGCACUUGGAAGUCGAAAGAGUCCCAGCCUGCUUGGCCCAAAUGCAGUCAGGGGCCUGCGAUGUGAUGAGCUGCCCCUCGCCAUCCCAGAGCUUCCAGUGGAAAGAGAGCUGAAGCUUGACGAGUCUCCCACCACACCAAGCUCCACCUCCAGCCAACUGAGCAAAGCCACACUCACUCCAGGCAGUUCAGGCGAUGCGUGCGAACGUGCCAACAGCAGUAACGGUGGUGCCGGCGGAGGUGCCAAAGCUGCAGCAGACAGCGACUCUCCCUCCAUUCCAAAGGCCAUCAGUGACCUGGCAGCUCGUAGGGCUCGCCAUCGCAUGCUGUCUGGAGAUGCAGACAGACACGCAACGACCAGGCCGCUCAACAAGGUCAUCAAGUCGGCCUCGGCUACAACGCUGUCGCUGAUGAUUCCUGCAGACCAUCAUGGCGCCUCGCCAUUGGCCAGCCCGAUGUCUCCCCACUCACUGUCAUCCAAUCCAUCAUCACGAGACUCUUCACCAAGCCGGGACCUGCCUCCAGCUGUGACUAAUGUCAAACCUGCCAUCAUCAUCCACAGAGCUGGAAAGAAGUAUGGCUUUACUCUGAGAGCCAUCCGAGUGUACAUGGGUGACUCUGACAUCUACACUGUACAUCACAUGGUCUGGCAUGUGGAGGAAGGGGGACCGGCCCACGAGGCAGGGCUCAGAGAGGGUGACCUGAUCACCCAUGUUAAUGGGGAGCCGGUCCAUGGCCUGGUUCACACAGAGGUAGUGGAGCUUAUUCUAAAGAGUGGUGCCAAAGUGUCCAUCUCUGCAACCCCGUUUGAGAACACGUCCAUCAAAGUCGGCCCUGCUCGAAAGACUACCCACAAAUCCAAGAUGGCAAGACGAAAUAAGAAAACCAAGAACAAGGAGGGACAGGACAGUAAGAAGAGGACAUCUCUUUUCCGGAAAAUCACCAAACAGGCAUCUCUCCUCCACACUAGCCGCAGUCUGUCCUCUUUAAACCGCUCACUGUCAUCAGGGGAAAGUGGCCCCGGCUCACCAACACACAAUCUGUCACCUCGGAGCCCAACACAGGGCUACAGGUCCACGCCAGACUCCACGCAUUCAGUGGGUGGGAACUCUUCCCAGAGCAGUUCACCCAGCUCGAGCGUCCCAAACUCUCCAGCAAGCUCCGGCCACAUUCGACCCAGCUCCUUACAUGGACUUGCACCAAAGCUCCAGCGCCAGUACCGCUCCCCUCGGCGCAAGUCAGCUGGCAACAUUCCCCUCUCCCCUCUGGCCCGUACACCUUCUCCCACCCCUCAGAGCAGCUCUCCUCAGCGCUCUCCUUCACCACUCUCCAGCCACACUCUUGGCCAGUCUGCCAUGGGUCAGUCAUUCCCUGUGAAGCUCCACUCCUCUCCUCCUCUGGUGAGGCAGAUAUCCAGACCCAAGAGUGCAGAGCCUCCACGUUCUCCGCUCCUCAAGAGGGUGCAGUCAGCUGAGAAACUAGCAGCCUCUCUCACUAACUCUCCUUCAUCUUCGGGCAUGGCAGCAGCAGCAGAAAAGAAGCUGGCAGUUGGAGCAGCUGUGGGGAGCCGUAAACACAGCCUGGACAUCUCGCAUUCUGAGUUUAAGAAGGAGAUUCUGCAGAGGGAGCCGAGCUUACAGAGCCUCCAGGAGUCAUCCAGCGAGGGUCUGCUGUCUUCAGCAGGACGCGGCGUGGAGAAAGGCAGUCUGCACAAACACUCUUCUUCAUCCAGGAAGUUAGGGCGGCAGGAAGGAGAUGGCACACUCGGUGUGGUGUCUGGCUCGCUGGGUCUGUCAGCAGGGAAGAGCAAGCUGAAGGACAAACUGUCAGCCAUCAGGCAAGACAGAGCUGAGCGAAGAGAGUCUCUGCAGAAGCAAGAUGCCAUCCAUGAGGUGGAUUCAUCUGAGGAUGAGACAGACGAAGGCUCAGAGGACAGCCAGGAUGGACGCAGGGGGAAUAUGUCCACUCCACCUCCUCUUCUGAGACCCACCACUGUGAGAACAGGUCCUGGAGGCACGCUGCCAUCCCUUUGCCUCUCCCCCUGCACUCCUCAUGCUACAUUCAGUCAUACAGGGCCCUCUCAGGUAGGCAGACCCAGCCACUCGCACACUUUACCACCUGUUGCAGAGACUAAGCCCAGUCAGACUCCCUGCUCUCAAGGGUCAACAGAUGGAAGCUUGGCCUCGUCCACAGAGGACGAUGCAAGACGAGAGAGGAAGGUUCUAGAGCCCAGCAGUACAACAAAUACCAUUCAGGGUCCCCUUCCUUUUUCCACACCAGGCAGUGCAUUCAUCUCAGUUAGCAAGGACACUUUUAUUAAGCCAGCUCCUCCAAAAGACUCAAAGACUGUCAUGGGAAAGACUGUACCAUCAGAACCCAGAGCAGGUGGCCAAAUGAUCGACAGAUUCAGAAUCACCACUCCCUGUACAGAGAGCUCCACAGGUACUCCAAAGACCACAGACUCCAGGACCACCUCAAGUACUGCAGAGUGCCAAACCACUGACACCCGCGAUACUGCUCGCACUUCUUGCUCAUCUCCAGGCAUCCCUAAGGAGAAGAAGGAGGCUGACAAUCGGAGACUGUGUGCAGCUGCUGCUGCAAGUCUCAGCACCUCACCUUCAUCCUCUUCCAGCUCUAAUUCAAGUUCAGGAUCCCCAGUUCCCCCUUCUGAAAGUGGGGUUGACAAAGUUGUGUCCCAGCUCGCAACAGUAGCUAAAAGUGUUCUGGGUCCAGUCAAAUUCAACACCAAGGAGCAGAAACCAUCCAGAGGUGGCGCCUCAGAAGUCCCACCUGCUGACCCUGUCCCUUUCCCCUCCAAACAGGUCCCGACCCUUCAGUCACCUCAACUCUCCCCAAACAGGCAGAAAACUCAAUGCGUUGCUUCACCAACCACCACCAACCACAUGAGACCAGCCAAAUUGACCACCCCAGCUUCUCACCCUCGAUCCUGCACAGAUGUUCCAGAAAGGCAUGCAUCAGAGUCUGCAGGCAGAGACAACACUGCCACCGCUGCAUUUGCACAGAGGUUCAGUACAACAGCAGCAGCAGCAGCAACUCAGUCCACUCUUAGCACAGCCCCACCCACUUCUGCAGCAACUGAGCCUCAGCGCAAGAGGUCAGACCCCCAGACGACGACAGCUACCACUGCUGCCUCGCAACAAGACAAAGCAACCAGCAAGAAGACGUAGCAGCAAACCUACCACAGUACCAGAAUAAAACGUAAAGAUCACAGGGCUCAGUGUUGGCUCCAAGUUUUAAAACUUUGAAAAACUGCAUGUUCGGGAAAAAAACACAUUUACAACAUCACACUAAUCAGAAAGCAAAGUAAACGCACAGCAGGAGAGCUGAGAAGCAGAGCCAGAUGUGGUAGUCCCAGCUUUAAUCCAGCUGUUCUGUGCUCUUUAUGAUUAUCUUAUGUUCAUGUGAGUUCUUGCUUGACAGAAUAUGAUGAGGAGUUUGGGGGUCUUUGCUUUUCUGCAAACAUAUAAGGGGCUAGAAACACAGUACUGCUCAGCAGUCCAAGGAGACACUACUUUAAAAAGUACACACACACACACGCGCACAGCUUUUUCACUCCUCUUGUGCUGCCUCAUUAUCUCACCUUGAUGUCGAGCAGAGCCUCCACACAUGUUCCUCAAAGAGAUCAGGACGUGCCUUACUUAACGCACUCCUCUUUCUCCCUCUUUUCUAUUCCUAUUCACAUCCCUCCUUUCUGAGCAUCCACUUAUGAUUGACAGAAAGUUGUAUCUGAGCAAUAAAGUGCAACAUUAUAUUUAGUAAACUGUUUAAAUGCAUUAUAGAAUUGUUAGUAAGAGUCAAGCAUCGUCAUUGUACAUGCAGCACCCAGCGAAAUAGGCCAAAUUCUGCUCUCACUGUGCUCCCUGUUGAUCCAACACUGUCGGCCUUCAGGACCCUCUGGGUCUGCUUCACCCUUUGCAGCCGACUGAACGUCUCUGAAACUUUUAUUCUGUUAUUGCACAGCAAACUGUGCACCUGCUGGACAUUUUGCAGAGUUCAUCAUUUUCCUGGAUUAUCCUCUGUUCCCAGUGUUUUUAAUAGUUUUAUUUCUAUCAUGCGCGGCUAAGUUUUUUAGUUUGUUUUUGUUGUUUUUUUAACUUUAAAACUGCUUAAAAUAAGAGCAUCUAAUAAAUAAAAUGAAAACUUGCAGUGGUUUUUGCUGACUUUCUGACACAGCUGUUGUACAGCAGCGUUGGCUCGCACUGAGUGAAGUAUCGGAGGAACAGGACAGGAAUGCGGCCAAGUCAGUGUCUCUUCAGUGUUUGAACUAAUCAUUUUCACAUAGUCUAAGCCCUGAAAUGUCCUGAUUUCCAGCAGAUGGAAACUAGCACAUUUAGGGUGAAGUACAGGAUUUGUACAAAUACUGAAAUAUUGUCUCUCCCCUCUUGUUUUACCAGAUAUAUUCAUCCAUACAUUGUGUCAGUUUUAGAUGAUUACCUUUUCAAUACAUGUAUUCUUUACAAGGAUUGUGCCGUACUCAUAAUUUGUUGCAGGUUUUCCGAUGUCCUUUAACUGUCUUGACCCCAUAAUCAGUGUUUGAGUAUUUUAUAUGAUGUGGGAUCAGGUUUUAGGAAUGGGGAAACCCUGGACACUGCUAUUUAUAGAUGUCAGCGGCUGUCCCAUUAGGCCCUUGCUCUUUCAAAAUGGACAGUGGAUCUCACCCACUGGUAUAACUGUGAUCCUCCAGCUCCAUUUUUAUUUUUCUGUUCUGUGCAAAGAAACAGGGAGACAGAUUUAGUGAGUGGUCCUGGUGGUGAGAUAGGAUUGUAGAUUGCCGCUGUACGGCACUGCAGAUGCAAAGGAUUUGAUCACGUGCCUGACUUUUAUUGACUCAGUCGUCUACAAAAACCUAAUUUAGUUAUACCAGAAUUCAAUUAAAGCAGAAACGCUCAGAUGCACCAUUUAAAACAAAAGAAUUCCAGUGGAUGUAAAGUAACAUGACCAGUUUUCACCUGAAACCCUGCUCUGCUGGGUCUCCAUCCAGUUAUUUUUGGCCCCCGUCUGCCUCUGAAGGCUGCACUGCUUUUAUUUGGUAUCAGGACCAACUCGCUGUGUUCAUCCUGUAAAGUUUUCUUUCUGUAUGACACGAGGAGGAAUCUGUGCAUGAUCGUCUGUGUAGAAUAUUUCAAAGUAUGUUGUGUUUUAUACACUGUUUGCGUGGGUGUGUGUCCAGAAUUCCCUGCAGCCUACCCGUGUAUGUGUGCUGGGCUGUCGACAUGUUUGUGUCAGUCAUGAGGCUCUGCACGAAGCGUUGAUCUCGCAUGAUUGGGAAGAAAGGCAAACUGUCACUGAAAGGAGAGCCGGUCUGGAUGUUUGACCACUGAUUCCGAGAGCUACUACUGUUUUUGCAGGUGAAAGCAAAAAUUGCACUUAGCUUGUGUAAUUCAGUGAUUUCAGUGUUUUUUGUUUUUGAUUUACACUUUAAUGACGAACUGAUUUGAUCCUUAGUAAUUUUAGUUUGAUCUUUCAAAGUGAGCUCAAAGCACACAAAGCCCAACCCACAGGAUGGCCUCUUCUCGUGUGUUUAAAGUGUUUUGUGUCUGGUGUGGAGCUUGUUUCACUGCAGGGGGAGCAGCAGAGUUCAUUCGUUUCAGUUUGCAUAUUAAGGACACUGUAAAAGUGACUUUGACAGUGACUGUGGUAAUCUGUAUUAUGUUUACAUGUUGAUUAUGUUUGUUUGUGUAUAUGUGUUGGGGGUGGGAGUGUCAAUGGAACUUCUAACAGGCUAGGAUGAUUAGCAGCAAGGUGAGCAUAAUGUGAUAGGUUCAUAUUGUGUCAUGUGACGAAGAGUUUGCAAAUGAUGGCGAUUCAGCACAUUUCUCUGCUGUCUGUGGAACGCAUCAGUGGCACGGAGCCGUUCCCCUCUGAGGAUCAGAGCGCUCUGGCCGAUCUGACGAGAGUCGGGGAGUUAAUAACUUUUUGUACAUCAUCAAACUUGAACAGUUUAGUGUCAAUGAGAUUAUCCGACCAUACUGGAUGUUGUUUAUACACACAGUCCAAACCUUUCGGUUCUUUCUGUGGCAUUAUCAAGAUAAUGGUGUUGGGAGAGAGAAUAGCCUGGAGCAGAAAUCAUUCUGUGGGCAGAUUUUUAACCACUGAUUAAUUUUUAGAGCAAGUGAGCACGUGAUUGUAAGCAUGUGUAAAGAUUUGAGCCCAAAAACUCUUCUGUCUGUGGACUGAAGCAAGAAACGAGUAGUUGGAUUUAUUUUAACUGUGUUCUCAGUUUUGGAUUUUUCUGUUUACAGAAAAACUGGAACUAGAGUAGAGUCCGUUUCAACAGCAUGUUUUCAUGUAUCCUUAUUAAAAAUCUACGUUAUAUAUCAACUAACAAAUGGUGACCAAUAUCAGUCAAAUGUGAGUACUGCCGCCUCACAAAUAUGCAAAAACGGUCUUUAGCAAAGACUGUAUUCCAAUUCCAAUUAACAAACUUAAGUGGAUUUGACCUCAUGGGUCAUCUGAAAGCUAGCAUUCACCAAUAGGCAUCAAAGUGAGGUUGGUGCUGGCAAGGAGCAAGCUCAUUUUGCUAUGAUUGCAAACACAAAUGUUGUAGUUUCAUCAUUUGUAAACCCCCACAGAUGACAGAUGAUAACCGUGUUGAGAUUCCAGACCACAAAAUAUAAGUGUGCUCUACAACUUCUGCUCUCAUGCGGCAGUUUUGUUCCCGAUUGACCUCCACAGAUCGAACUGAGUACACUGACCUGCUUAUGGUGUCACACGCUUCAUCCCAAGUCCUGGGAUCGAUUAACAAAUGGAAUUAUGAUUUAGUCACUGAAGAGCUUCCCUACGCUUCUGACUCACAAGCAUCACAAGGAUCGACGAGCUUUUACUGUGAGGCAUAUAGAUGAUUUAAACAUGUGACUGUGGGUAUGAUGAGGUACGAGGAGAAGCGUUAUUAUUACCACUGAACCACCACUUCAUGAGAUUCAGUGCUGUUUCAACGUACAUCCGUUAAACUGAUAUUAAGGGAUUGUGUUGGCUCUGUAAAGCAAGAAAAAUACUUUUAUUGCCUCGAGUCUUGUAGACAAAGGCAGUAUCUCCACGCUUUGUGUUGUCUUGUAGGAGUGAUGAAGAUGAGAAAGAAGAUUUAGCUGUGUAUUGUAAAAGCUUCAGAAAAGGUUUAAGAGGGAGAGAUGGGGGAAAAAACAUUGCUAGAAUAAAAACCAGUGCAAUAUCUUUUUAUUUUUUAUUGUGGUAAAAGCAUGUUGUUGUCAAUGUUACCUUGCAACAGUAAUAAAGUUUUUUUUCAUACUCUA